ACCGCGUUCGACGCGUACUUCCUGCACGCCUCGAAGCCCUCACGGACGUCGGCGAACGUCUUCUCGCAGCUCGUCCCCCCGCUCACGCCCGAAGAGCACGCAGCCGCACUCGCACGAAUACAGCAAGACCCCCGCGAACGCGAACGGGUGCUGUGGCGCGACGCACGCGCGCGCCGCGCGUGGUUCCGGCGCAUCAGGACGGAGCUCGCGGAGGGCUUCAACGUGCUGCUCUACGGCUGCGGCUCGAAGCGCGAGCUCCUGAACGCCUUUGCGGUGGACGUCGCGCGCAGGGGCCACCACGUCGUCGUCGCGAACGCGUUCAACCCCGCGUUCGCGUUCAGGGACCUGCUGGGGGCGAUCGAGCGCGUCCCCGGGGUGCUCGACCUGUCCGCCGCCGCUGAAGCGUCCCCUACGUCCGCCGGGGGCGGCGCCGACGCGCAGGUACAGCGGAUCCACGCGUUCUUCUCGCGCGAGCAGGCCCCCGAGCUGUACGUCGUCGCGCACAACGUCGAGGGCGGCGCGUUCCGCGCGCCCAAGCACCGCGCCGCCCUCGCGCUCCUCGCCCUCGCUCCCCACAUCCACCUCGUCGCGUCCGUCGACCACAUCGCCGCGCCCGCGCGCUGGUCCCUCUCCGAACUCUUCGCGCGCAAGCCCGACCCGCCCGCCUCCUUUGACCGCCCUGUGUCCCCUACGAAGUCUAGGCGCGCGUCACAAGAGCCGUCGCAAGGCCUGGGGCCGCGGAGGGGCUUCGCGUGGCUCUGGCACGACCUCACGACGCUCGCGCCGUACGACUUCGAGCUCGCGUACGCGGACCCGGGCGCACUCGCGGGGGCGGCCGCCCUGCGCGGGACGCGUGCCCCUACUGCGUCGGCGGCGGCGCUCGCGGCUGCUGCGAAGGGGGCGGGAGGGGCCGCGGCGGCGGCGGUGGUGGUGACGGAGACGGCGGCGCGGCACGUGCUGGCGAGCGUGACGCAGAAGGCGAAGAAGCUGUUCGUGCUGCUGGGGACGCGGCAGCUGGAGAGCGAGAGCGAGGCGGUGGACGGGGUGAGGGAGAAGGAGAAGGAGGCCGCGUACGACUACGACCGGCUGUUCGCAGCGGCGCGGGACAACUUCGUCGCGACGAACGACACCGCGCUGCGCGCGCUGCUGGGCGAGUUCCGGGACCAUGGGCUGGUCGUGGCGACGACGGACGCCGCGGGUGCGGAGGCGCUGUGGAUACCGAUGAGGAGGGAGGGGCUGUUGAGGAUCGUCGGGGAGCUGCAGGCGGAG
Molecule: messenger RNA, 1269 nt
Organism: Dichomitus squalens LYAD-421 SS1
Lineage: Eukaryota; Fungi; Basidiomycota; Agaricomycetes; Polyporales; Polyporaceae
Product: origin recognition complex subunit 2
Exons: 2
Biological process (GO): DNA replication
Cellular component (GO): nuclear origin of replication recognition complex; nucleus
Molecular function (GO): DNA replication origin binding
Source: RefSeq, a predicted model, not a curated record